Raphanus sativus (radish) is the source of this 819-nucleotide messenger RNA. RefSeq names its product 60S ribosomal protein L13a-4. Bases 43 to 663 code for a protein of 206 amino acids. The transcript is spliced from 4 exons. Gene Ontology annotation, molecular function: structural constituent of ribosome; mRNA binding. Gene Ontology annotation, cellular component: ribosome; cytosolic large ribosomal subunit. Gene Ontology annotation, biological process: translation; negative regulation of translation. The record is from RefSeq and is a predicted model, not a curated record. Lineage: Eukaryota; Viridiplantae; Streptophyta; Magnoliopsida; Brassicales; Brassicaceae.
CUCUUCAGCCGCAAACACACAGACACAGAAGGUAAAGCAAAAAUGGUGUCGGGAUCAGGUAUAUGCUCGAAGCGCGUGGUCGUCGACGCGCGCCACCACAUGCUGGGGCGUCUGGCGUCGAUCGUGGCCAAGGAGCUGCUCAACGGGCAGAAGGUCGUCAUCGUUAGAUGCGAGGAGAUUUGCCUCUCCGGUGGACUCGUUCGCCAGAAAAUGAAGUACAUGAGGUUCCUUCGCAAACGUAUGAACACGAAGCCUUCUCACGGACCCAUUCACUUCCGUGCUCCCUCCAAGAUCUUCUGGCGUACUGUUCGCGGUAUGAUUCCACACAAAACGAAGCGUGGAUCUGCUGCACUUGCACGCAUGAAGGUGUUUGAAGGUGUGCCUCCACCAUAUGACAAGGUCAAGAGGAUGGUCAUCCCCGAUGCUCUCAAGGUCUUGAGGCUUCAAGCUGGUCACAAGUACUGUCUUUUGGGCCGUCUCUCUUCUGAAGUCGGGUGGAACCACUACGACACCAUCAAGGAGCUGGAGACGAAGAGGAAGGAGAGAUCCCAAGUUGUUUACGAGCGUAAGAAGCAGCUUAACAAACUUAGAGCUAAGGCUGAGAAGGUGGCUGAAGAGAAGCUUGGAGCACAGCUCGAGAUUCUUGCACCAGUCAAGUACUGAGAUGAUCAUUAAUAGUUUGUCUUUGCAUGUUUUGAGCCGACCUAUAAUACUUUUUUCACUUUCACUUAGGUGUUGUAUCGGAUUUUGCCGUAAUGUUUUCUUUCUUGAGUUACAAUUUAUUUAUAUCCCAUGUCUUUCUACUCUCUUUUUAACUUU